CUGCCAGUAUGAAAGUUGUCUAGGAAGGAUAAAGAGCAAGGUUUUGUUUUCGGCUGACAGAAACUCUUUCAGGGCAGAGAGACACAACUGCUUGCACACACAUUAAUCAGCUGGCGGGAGAUUAUCAUUAACAUAACCCAUGGAUUCUGAUCUGGAUGAAGUUGAUGACGACGUCUUUCAUCCAGACGAUGCCGAGGCUGGAGGUCCAGAGAAGACCAUAGUUUCAGACCACAGUUUCAGUGCGCUGUCACUCAAAGUGCCACUCCAUUUCUCAUACUGCAGGGGCACCAGGUUCAGCGGGAUCAGGUACGAGGACAAGGAGACCCAGACGACAAGCCCUGUCAUGACAAACAGAGACAUUAUGCUACCCUGCAGUGUUCGAGAAGAGCCUCUGCGACUUUUCUAUGGUAACGCAGGCUACCGAUUGCACUUCCCAAUGGAUUUUGAGCAGAAUCGGGAUGCCGUAGAGGACGAGCUUGCGCAGGAGCAGAACCAGGGAGGUGAGCAGCAAGUGCUAAGUGCCGAGGCUCGGAUUGGGCAGAAACUCCAGCAGAUAGGAGACCAGUUCCAAAGGGAUUACACUCUUAUGCACCACAUAAACCAAAGGAACCAGCAGCCGGUGUGGUGGAGACUGGCAGUUACUUUGUUCAAUCUGCCCUUUGAAAGAGAAGGGAACAGAUUGAUGCAAGAUCAGAGGUGAGGUGGACACUGCACGCGCACAGAGGGACUUGGCUGCUUAUGGCACUGUAAGAUUGAACACGGGUUUAGACCAUAAACCACACACCGCGGGCCGGUGGCUGAUUUUAUAUACUCUCAAAUUUCCCAAGAGGAAGCCAUGUUGUUCUUCAGUUUCUUUCACAAGAACACGUUCAUAUUGUUUGUGAAGAACUAUUUUGUACAGUAUGUCAGUUUUUUGCACUUCUGUAAAUGUACAUCUUGAACAACAUGCCGCCAUAUUGGGAAUGCCUUAUUUUCCAUUAUUGUGUGGAAUCUUCUCAUGACUGUUAAAAAAAUAUAUAGCAGGUAGAAAUUCGAUUUAACUGUGAUACCCUGGGACCAUUUCUCAAGUAACAUAUGAACUUAAACAGGUGAUUUUUCCAAAUAGUUUCUGGUACCAUUUUUCUCCUGUCCCAGUCAUUGAAAACUGAAAGGUGUUUAAUUUUGUAAAACUAUUGUCAGCAGGUCACUUCCCACUUUUUCUGUGUGCAUCUGUAAGUCUGGGAGCGAACUGGCUACCUCACGGCCCCCUGCAAGCACCUUAACCUCUGUACAAAAAGGGUCAGACCUGUUUGCAUGGUUAGAUCAUAGCGCCUCUGUUGCAUUACCUCAUCUCACCCACAGGGGUCAGCAUUAUCUGUAGAAGUGCAUUGUUAACACAGAACUACACAUUAAACUUCCAAUGUGUUAGCUUAACAGCCUCAAUCUUCUCAAUGCUGGCGAUGCAGGGCGUUUAUAUUGCCUAAUGGACUCCCUGAACCUCACCAGAAAUAUGUGUCUGUGUCCUAAAUCGAUUGAACUAAAUUACCACUACACAAUGAUUUGGACAGGAGUCAAGCAGGUAUUGACGCUAAUAAUGAAUGAAGGGUAUCCAAUUCUGUAUGUAAAGGGCAAGCCUGUGCUUCUCCUGGUUCUCACAUAUGGUGCAAACAUGGUACCUUUAGCACUGACUGAAUUAAGCUGAAUCCUUUACUAAAGAAAACCUGUAUUCGUGCAAAUGACUUCCCUUGCACAUAUCCUUUCUCCAGAGAAAUUCAAUUUUAUUUUGCCAGAAACUGAUAAAGUGUAUCACAUCUUUCCUCAUUAAACUAUUAAAUAUUGUUUUGGACCAGUUGUUCUAAAAGAGGGAACAAAAUCAUAUGAGGUAUAAAAACCUGUGAUUUAUAUCAGACAUUUUCUCAGGAUGUGGUUUAACAGUGGAGCUAAUUUCAGGUUACUUGGAUGUGAUAAUUCAAUGGAUUCAGUACGGUGCUAUUGUUACAAAUAACCACUAGUUUGUCACUAAGAAGUAGAUUUUGUACAGGAAAACAAACCAUGUUAAGGAAGACUGUAAUAAUUGUGAAAAUGACUGCAUUUGUAGACCACUGAUGCGGUUUCUUUUUUUUUUUUUCCCUCUUUGAUGGAAGCUGGCCUUGCCACUCAUUCAAAUACUCUAGACAGAAAUCUGUUUUUCAAUCUUGAAUCCCACUUUAUGAAAUUUUUAUAUAAAAUUGGGCAUUAAACAAAUGCACAAUCCACAAUUUCACUGAACCUCAUAAAUUACUAGUUUCUUUGUUUGUCUUGCGGCUCAUUACUUGAACAUAAACUGAUUUUAAUUACUUUAAUUUAAUUCCAAUAGAUGAUGUCCGACAUUUUGAACAAUUUUUAAAAGCCACAGAUGACAGCAUCUUCGAUAAGAUUUCCAUUACAUGAGAGUAAUCUUCCUGCUGAUUUGAACUCUGAAUGCCGUAUUUCAUUCAGUUGUCAAGGUUGUUUACCUUCAGCAGUAGUAUCCAUUAUAAUUUGACUAUUCUUCAUUAUAUCUGUGUACCUAGAUGAUGAAAAAUCCAGGGAAACCCUUGGGGAAAAAAAAUAUUAACAGUUUACCUUAAUAUAAACUAAUGUAACACUAGUGGCUGUAAGUUUUGUAAUAAGAGCUGUUGUAAUUUGAUAACGCCUAAAGACUAUCAAGAGCCAUCUUUCUAUCCUCUAAUAACCACCAUUAUAAGUCAGGAACGGUAGGUUCUAUUAUUUGCAACUCCUUAAAAGCUGUCAAAUGGUAAGUGGCCUCUGUAAUGGUUGUUUCCUGUAAACCUUGAAAGCUGAGCAGCUACAGUAGCCUCGUGCCUUCCUUAGAAUCAACUAGAGAAUUUUCUUUUUUUUUCAUAUUCCCCACCUAAUUUGAGUGGGUCAGCUCCCAGCAUCAAAAAGGGGCUUCUUUUCCUUGUAAGUUAUUCUUCAUAAUUUAUUUUGUGUAUAUUUGUUUAUUUCUACUGUAUAGAUUUCCUUGUGUGCAAUUUUUUGUAACUGUGUCCUAUUUUGUCAGUACCAAGAUUGUGCCAGGAUAUGUGACUAAUUCUUACAGCCCUACAGAUACAGACAGCUGUUCUUUAGAAGCAUUUGCGUGAAUUCUAUAAGGUUAGGUCGGCCCUUUUAUUUUUGUUAGCAAGAUGGGCUGCCA
Molecule: messenger RNA, 3157 nt
Organism: Polyodon spathula (Mississippi paddlefish)
Lineage: Eukaryota; Metazoa; Chordata; Actinopteri; Acipenseriformes; Polyodontidae
Product: bcl-2-modifying factor-like
Exons: 4
Coding region: 140-700 (186 amino acids)
Biological process (GO): apoptotic process; negative regulation of autophagy; positive regulation of apoptotic process
Cellular component (GO): myosin complex
Source: RefSeq, a predicted model, not a curated record